AUGUUAAUAACUCUAUUAAAAGUAAAAAUUUUAAGAGAUAGAUUGGACAAAGGCAAGUAUUUUUAUUGUAAAAAGGUAAGCAACUUUGAACAUUAUUUAAAGAAAAUGAUAGCUGAGAUGAAUUUAGUAUCUAAUAAAGAAUCUAAUAUUACAAAUAAAAAGGUUUAUAGUAUUUUUAAAAAUGGUUUACCUGGUGUUUAA
Molecule: messenger RNA, 201 nt
Organism: Hepatospora eriocheir
Lineage: Eukaryota; Fungi; Microsporidia; Hepatosporidae
Source: the annotation of a GenBank genome assembly